Ilex paraguariensis (yerba mate) is the source of this 1737-nucleotide messenger RNA. Lineage: Eukaryota; Viridiplantae; Streptophyta; Magnoliopsida; Aquifoliales; Aquifoliaceae. The record is from the annotation of a GenBank genome assembly.
AUGGGAUCUAGUGAACACUCGGGGGGGAGCAAGAAGAAGGUCACUAUCAUUGGCCUGUCUUCUAUUUUCCUAGUGGCAAUGGUUGUGGCGGUGGCUGUCGGUGUCAACCGCCAGAACAGCGGCUCUGGUGGUGGUGCAGGUGGCGGUGGUGGUGAGAUAUCAACAAGCAACAAAGCAAUCAAAGCCAUAUGCCAACCCACUGAUUAUAAAGAGACUUGCGAAAGCAGCCUCUCUUCAGCUCAGAAUACCACUGACCCUAAAGAGCUCAUCAAGGUUGCCUUCCAAUACACGGUGACCAACAUUGGCGACGCCAUCAAGAAUUCUUCUCUUCUUCAAGAAGCAGCCAAGGACCCGAGAACAUCCGAAGCGUUUGAGACAUGCAAGGAGGUCCUGGACACCGCCAUUGAUGAUCUCAAGAGAUCUUUCGAUAAGGUUAGCACUUUUGACAUUAGCAAGAUGGAUGAUUACGUUGCAGAUCUCAAGACAUGGCUCAGCGGAUCAAUCACAUACCAAGAGACUUGCUUGGAUGGUUUUGAAAACACGACAGGCGACUCUGGGGAGAAAAUGAAAAAACUAUUGAAAACAGCAGGCGAGCUCUCGAGCAAUGGCCUCGCCAUGGUUUCCGAGCUUGGCCAAGUCCUUACCUCAUUACAAAUCCCUGGUCUCACCCGUCGUCUCCUAUCUGAGGAGGAAGAAUCGAUCCAAGAUCCUUCAUGGGUCAAUUCUAAAAGGCGCGACCUCCUUGGGGCUCAACCCGGUGCCAUCAAGCCCAAUGCCGUGGUUGCUCAGGAUGGGAGUGGAACACAUAAGACAAUUAAUGAUGCCUUAAAGCUUACAACAAAGAGCAGCAACGAUACCUUUGUGAUAUUGAUCAAGGCUGGUGUUUAUAAGGAGUAUAUCGAAAUUCCUAGGCACGUCAACAAUAUUGUGUUCCUCGGAGAAGGUCCAACCAAAACCAGGAUCACAGGAAACAAGAAUUACGCUGAUGGGGUGGGCACUUACAAAACUGCAACAGUUGCUGUGAAUGGAGAUCAUUUCAUGGCUAAGGACAUUGGAUUUGAGAACUCAGCAGGAGCUAUAAAGCAUCAAGCUGUGGCACUCCGCGUCUCAGGUGAUAUGGCCAUCUUCUACAAUUGCCAGAUCGAUGGUUACCAGGACACUCUCUACGCUCACUCGUACCGGCAAUUCUACCGGGACUGUAACAUCACCGGCACCAUCGACUUCAUCUUUGGCGACGCCUCGGCUGUCUUCCAAAACUGCAGGAUGAUUGUGAGGAAACCACUAGACAACCAGGCCUGCAUGGUCACCGCUCAGGGAAGGAAAGACAAGCGUGGACAAGGUGCGACUGUCCUCCAAAACUGCUACAUCACCGCAGAACCGGCAUUUAUCGCCGCUACACUGCCGUUCAAAUCGUACCUCGGACGACCAUGGAAGGACUUCUCUAGAACCAUCAUCAUGCAGUCUUUCAUUGAUAGCACUAUUGAUCCAGAAGGAUGGGCUCCAUGGGCUGGUACUUAUGCCCUUGACACCUUGUGGUAUGCUGAGUAUGACAACACAGGCCCAGGUGCUGGGCAGGCCGCAAGAGUGAAAUGGAGUGGUAUCAAGAAGAUUUCUCCACAGGAAGCUGAGGGUUUCACCCCUGCAAAGUUCAUUGAGGGUGAUAUUUGGAUCAAGCCCACUGGCAUCCCCUAUGAUUCUGGGAUGAUGCAAUCAUUAAAAGUGUCCUCUGUAAUGUGA